Camellia sinensis is the source of this 321-nucleotide messenger RNA. The record is from RefSeq and is a predicted model, not a curated record. Lineage: Eukaryota; Viridiplantae; Streptophyta; Magnoliopsida; Ericales; Theaceae.
AUGGAUCGAGGGGGUUGGAACCCAGUGAUACGCAGGAGAGAAGUGGGAAGCCAGCUUGGAGAUCCUAAGGAGGAAUUCUUGAUCACCAUUUUCGUGGAUAACAUACCUGACUCAAUGGAUCCUAAAGGCUUGUUUAAUCUUUUCCAAAAGUUUGGUCUAGUCAAGGAUGUGUUUAUCCCGGGUAAGAGGAGGAAAGCUUCAAAAUCCAGAUUUGGGUUUGUAAGAUACGACUGUGAGGUGACUGCACGGGUGGCGAUUCAGAAGGCAGAUGGUUUGUGGUGUGAUAACAAGGCACUGAGGGUUAAGUGUGCUGAGUAUUAA